UGCUUUCCUUGUACGAGUUGGACUCAAACUUACUCUGAAACUAUAUAUACACAGUUAUAUAGUUUGCCCUGUGUAUAUAUAUAUAGUUAUAUAUAUUCGUAUGCCCAAUUUCGUAUGCCCACACACACAUUCAUACAUACAUACAUUGGUAGAAGAAGAAAAACAAAGCGAUUAAUCAUUAUAUUCUGUCUUGUUCGCUUCUUGUUCUUGUUGUUCUGUUCUGGGUUUUAAGUUUCAAUGGGGGGUUCAACUUCUCAAAGGCUCAUUGGUUCUUCUUGUUCUGAUGAUUGUGUUGAUCUUUCUCACUCUUUUCAUAGUCUUGGGUUGAAAGAAGAAGAUGGGUUCAUCACAAUUUGUCAAGAAAGCGAUUCACAGAGCAACAAUGGCAUAGCUUCUUCUUCUUCUCCAACCUCAAAAGAAGAUGAUACUAAUCAUCCCCAAUUCAAGAAACCAUCAUCAACACUAUCAAUUUCUCAAGAAAAUAUCUGGGAAAAUCAUAGUUCCAUCAAUGGAGGAGAUGCUCUGGUUUCAGAUAUGUAUUCUGGUUCAGAAAGUUCUAUGGGCCCAUUGAAUUACCUGAAUCAUUAUGAUUUAGAUUAUGAACUAAAUAAUUUUCCUGGAAAUUUCUCUGGACAAGCAGCAAAUAGAAAUUCUUGUUAUGAGAGACCAUCUGGCCUGAGUGAUCUUGCCAGUCCCUAUCCAGGAAUGGGAGAUUGUGGAUUGAAUUAUGACCCGGAAUUGGACUACCCAGUUGGUUCUUUGGUUAAUUAUAAUGAAUUCAACACAACUGGAAGCAAUGGCUAUUAUUCGGGUAAUGGGUGCCGUUUGUCCAAUGGAAUGGCAAGUUCUAUUGGUUUGUUGAAUCAGCAAGGUGGGUAUUGUGAUGAUCUGAUCUGUGAGUUUUUCCUGCAAAGAAGCGAUGUGAGUAUGCUGGCUAGGUGUGAAAAUGGCUCCAAGUUCUUGCAGAGUCUUUUGCAGAAAGGGAAUCCUGUGAUUAAUAAUACCAUACUUAAUGGGGUUUUUGAGUUUCUAUUUGAGCUGUUGACCGAUGAAUAUGGGCGUUACGUAUUUCAGAGGCUCAUUGAAAAGUGUGACUACUCUCAGUUGCAGCUGGUUGUCUUGAAAAUAACUUUGCAGAACGCAUUACUCAUUGAAGCGGCAUUUACUAGAAACGGGUCGCAAUCAAUUCAGAAGCUUAUCAAACAGGUCAAGAAGUUAGAUUUGGCCAAGCAAGUGACAUCGGCUCUAUCCACCAGAUCCUUUGAACUGAUGACUCGUAGCAUAGGCAGGCAUGUAAUUCAACAGUGUUUCAUCCUCUUGGAUAGUCAGACAAAUGAGGUACUAUUUGAAGCCGUGAUAGAGCGUUGUGUUGAAUUGGCUAUGGAUCCAGUAGGAUGUAUAUCCCUAAAUGAGUGCAUUAACAGCAUAACAGGACAACAACGACGUCUUCUUCUAGAUCGUAUCUCGCUUGAAUCAGUUUGCCUUUCGUUUGAUCCUUCAGGGAACUAUGUUGUGCAGCAUAUCUUGGGACUUGACAACUCAGAGCUCAAUGAUAAGAUUUGUUUCCGUCUCAGAGGCAGAUAUGCAAGGCUUUCGCUAAUAAAACAUGGUAGCCAUGUUGUGGAGAAAUGCUUACAGUUUUCUCCUUUGGCGAUAGUUUAUUUGGUUGAAGACAUCAAAAAGGAAAAAGGCAUGCUUGAGAAAAUUGCUAGAGAUCAAUUUGGAAACUAUGUGAUCCAAACAGCUUUAAAGAUCUCAAAAAGGGAGAGUUUUAGCGAGCUUCAUGAAUUUCUUGUAAAGAACCUCCAACAACAUUUGCCAAAUCUUGAGAAAACUAAAGCUGGAACAAAUGUGGCUAGGCUGAUUAGAGAACAGACCAGUUCGAAAAGCAAGUUUUGAUCGCUGACCAAACCAAUCUUGAUGAAGAAUCUCUUGUCAUUAUUCUUUGUUUAUGUUUUAACUAUUUUGGUUUUCGUUUCUUUAGGGUGAAUAGGCAUGUUGUUUCUUAAUGUACUUUCGUAGUAUUGUUGGUAAAUUAUUAGUAUUCUUUAUGAUGACUGUGUUCUGUCUUGGAUCAGAU
This is a messenger RNA of Camellia sinensis, 2080 nucleotides long. RefSeq names its product pumilio homolog 12. The record is from RefSeq and is a predicted model, not a curated record. Gene Ontology annotation, molecular function: mRNA binding. Gene Ontology annotation, cellular component: cytoplasm. NCBI's taxonomy places the organism in Eukaryota, Viridiplantae, Streptophyta, Magnoliopsida, Ericales, Theaceae. Gene Ontology annotation, biological process: post-transcriptional regulation of gene expression.